Molecule: messenger RNA, 1103 nt
Organism: Amaranthus tricolor (Joseph's coat)
Lineage: Eukaryota; Viridiplantae; Streptophyta; Magnoliopsida; Caryophyllales; Amaranthaceae
Product: 40S ribosomal protein S6
Exons: 6
Coding region: 136-888 (250 amino acids)
Biological process (GO): translation
Cellular component (GO): ribosome
Molecular function (GO): structural constituent of ribosome
Source: RefSeq, a predicted model, not a curated record
UCAAUAAAUAGAAAGGGAUUCGUUUAGAACCAUAAACCCUAGGAAAGAAAACAAGGCCGAAAAAUAGAGAAACAGAGUGCAGUUGCCCUCUCUUGUACCUGAUUUUCCCUUCCGCCUUUCUGAUUUUCUUCCACCAUGAAGUUCAACAUAGCUAACCCUACCACAGGAUGCCAAAAGAAGCUCGAAAUCGAUGAUGAACAGAAACUCCGAGCCUUUUAUGACAAGAGGAUCUCCCAGGAAGUUAGUGGUGAUGCCCUCGGAGAGGAAUUCAAGGGUUACGUCUUCAAAAUCAUGGGAGGAUGUGACAAGCAGGGUUUCCCGAUGAAACAGGGUGUGUUGACUCCUGGAAGAGUUCGCCUGUUGCUCCACAGAGGAACGACCUGCUUCCGCGGUUAUGGUAGACGUGAUGGAGAGCGUCGCAGGAAGUCUGUCCGCGGGUGCAUUGUAAGUCAUGACUUGUCUGUUUUGAACUUGGUUAUUGUUAAGAAGGGUGAAAAUGAUCUUCCUGGGCUAACCGACACUGAGAAGCCAAGGAUGAGAGGUCCCAAAAGGGCUUCCAAGAUCCGCAAGCUUUUCAACCUCUCCAAGGAGGAUGAUGUUCGCAAAUAUGUCAACACAUACCGCAGGACAUUCACUACCAAAACUGGCAAGAAAGUAAGCAAGGCUCCUAAAAUCCAGCGUCUGGUUACUCCAUUGACACUCCAGAGAAAGCGCAGAAGAAUUGCUUUGAAGAAGAAAAAGAUCUCUAAGGCCAAGGCUGAUGCUGCUGAGUACCAAAAGCUCCUUGCCUCAAGGUUGAAGGAGCAGAGGGAGAGGCGAAGUGAAAGUUUGGCAAAGAGAAGGUCUAAACUCUCUGCCGUUACCAAGCGUACAUCUGAGGCUGCUUAGAUUGAUGCUGUUCUCUGUCAUUUGGGCUUAAACUAUUGAGGUUGCUUUUAAGUAGUGUCUUCACUUGAGAUAAAUCAUGCUGAUUUCUAUGUUUGAAAAUUUUGUUGUCUUAGAGACCUACUGAAAUUGUAUGUGGUCUUGGAUCAGAAGGGUAACAUGCUUGUGGAUGUGUGUUAAAUUGAAGUUUCUCAAAUACUUUGUUACUCCCUCCUAUU